AGAUGGCAAACGUCAUCUUUGUUUAAACAAAAGCUUUAUCAAAUCCGACUUUGGAAUUUCAGAUAAGCUCUAUCGAAAAUAAUGUUGUCUUGUUAAUAGAAAAUAAAACAAUAUUAGCUUUACUGCUGCUGGUAUACUGUGAUUUGAAUAAAGAAUUCUGAGGUUUAUGGUUGACCCUGUUAUGACAUUAUUUUGGUCCAAAUAAACUUUUUUUUUUAGAUGUAAACACUAGCAGCUUCUGCAGAGAAGAUCUUCCUCCAUAAUGACAACCAUACAAUCUUGGAGGUAACAAUACCUUGUUGUCUUAAGCAUGACCCACUUGCAACGUGUGAUACAGAGGUUACACUGAGUCAGAAAGAGGGACAAUGGAACCCAAAGGAACAAAAGAACCAUGUGUGAGCCUGAGAUUGAAAAGAGACGACAACAGGUGAAAUCCCUUUGGCCAGAGUUGCUGACAGGGUAUAACCCUUUAAAACGGCCCCUCUGCCCUGCCCCGUCCCCUGCCUUGUGUUGGCAGUGCAUCCCCCAUCAGCCCCUGACUGGCCUGGUAGUUACUACGCUCCUAAGGACGCCUGCUCUUAAAAACACAGGAGAGCAGCAUUGGACCUACGCGGAGAACCUUUCCUUCCUCUUUACCAUCACUUUAUUCGUAGCACAGCCACAUAGAAGUGGAGCAAAACUUGCAAAAUCAGACGCUGAAUUUUCUGAGGCUCAAUAACCAGCAGUUGGUCCAGCACAAGAGUCAGGACACACACUACCAUGAUUGAAGGUGACAGAGAAUUGUCGGCGAUGGUGCAGGAGCUCUGGGACAAUGACGUCAACAGACUCCAACCUGGCAAAGACUACAGGAUUUCUCUGCAGGGCAAAGCUGGAAACAACAUGGCCAUAAAUGACAACAGUGAUGGAGCAGGAUACCCUCUCUUUAGCUUUGUUGAUGAGAACAUCUUCAAAAAGGAGACCUUCUUAGCCUUUAUCUCCCUGUUGGACAACUACGAGAGUGACACUGGAAAACCCGAAAUCGUAACGCCUGAGGAAGAGGCAGAGAAUCACAAGUUCCUUGAUGCCAUCGUUCAAACAGCUGCUAUGAAGAGAGCUCAUAAAUACCUGGUGGAGAAGCAUCUCUCUCCUCAGGAUGAGACACAGUUCAAGAAGCAGCUUUACAGGAUCUGGUUUGAACUUUAUGCCAGGAGGGGCUCCAGCAGACCAGAUUCCUCAGGGUUUGAACAUGUAUUCGUUGGAGAGACGAGAGGAGGACGGACUGUGAUUGGCUUUCAUAACUGGAUCCAGCUCUACCUGCAAGAGAAGCUGGGACACAUCGACUACAAAGGCUACAGUGUCGACGCAAAUUCACCCCAGCCUGAUGAGAACCGACAUAUCCUGGCUCUCCAGUUCAGCUGGAAGAAAGGGAUUAAGACAAAGGGCAGCAUCUUCAUGGGUGUCAGUCCAGAGUUUGAGUUUGCCCUGUACACCCUCUGUUUUCUGACCUCACCCAAUGAGCGGGUCAAAGUCCAGUUCAGUUUCUACGAUGUGGAGAUUGUUUGCCAUCACCACAACCAGAAGCACAUAGGGACCACGUAUCCUGUGCUGCUCAGGUACCAGAACCAAGAGUAAACUCACUAGAAAGGCCUCCAUACAGUAUGACAUUUUAUAGCUAUUGUUGUCCUUUUACCUCAGAUAAAGAUGCAAUAAAGCCUUAAAAGACAGUUCUAUUGGUGUUUGUUGUUGUUGUCUAUUGUUGCCAUCUAGCUAGAAGGUAUGUCAGUUAAUAAGAGGUGUCUAGAAAGCUAAACAUACAAAGAAAAUAGAUUUACUAGCAAUUAUUCUUUAUUAUAAUUACAAUUGUUAAUCAAUUUUAAUGGCUCUGUGAUGGACUAGUCAACUGUCCACACCUUAUUACUCCCCCAUGUCUGAUGACCACUGGCGGUGGCUCCAGGGCCAUGAAUGUAAUUUUUACUAAUGUAAUUAAUCUUCGAGUACAAAGUACCCAUAUACAAGAAUAGUUACUACAAAACCAGUGGAAAUGUUCUUGCCUACUUCUGAAGCUUUACUUUUGCAAAUAGAAGAUUGGAUCCUUGCCGUUUACAUGAUCUAUGUGCACUGUACAUUGUACAGACAGUACGGGGUUUAUUUCCGUCGCUUUCACUGAGUAUUUUCACAAUUUCAGGAUUAAUUAUUCAUGUAACGUAAUGACUGAUUUUUGUUCACUCUUGUUCCGUUACGUUCCAAAGGGGGCGGUGGUUGGUUUGUUAUGGCCAUUGACGUCAAGGCCUAGAUAUGGAAAUAGUGCGUCAAGUCGACCAUAAUAUGGAGGCAAUCGGCGGCAGGUUUUUAAAAAAAUAAAAGUAUAAUAAAAAAACGUCUAUGAGAUACAGUACACGUUUAUCUGCUUUCUUUUGGAUUAGCUGCCUUAAUUGUCAUUGCGAUGACUUAUCUAAAUUAUGGUGUUAUUGCCUCAAUGCUCUGAAAAACAUGCAUCAGAAAAAUGCAUUUGAAGAAACUGAAACCAAAAACAAUCAUUAAAAUUCUCAUCUGUUUAUAUUUUUUUAUGAUUUUAUCAUAUCACAAUUAAAUGAUAUGCCUGUCUAUCAAUAGACUCUAUGGAAGGACUAGACAAAAUUAAGUUAAUGUGAAAGUAAAAUUAUGGAAGAACCCUGUACGUAAUCUGCUGGUUGGCUCUACAUCGCUUCUGAAACCAGAAAAACAUUUCCUGUGUCUUACCCGUCAACCACAAACUGUGUUGGUUAGUAGCUUUGGCAGUUAUAUAUAGAGUCACUGUUUUUUGUAAAUCUCUUUUCAUCCAUCAAGUGUAACUGCACUUCUAAGAAUGUUCUCAAUAUUUAUGGAUUGUUUCCCUUUUGUUUGAAACCUCAUGUCUGAUGUGUAACCUUUUAAACAACAAAGUGCCAGCAACGAUACUAAUACUUUCUCUCAUUUCUCUAAAUAUCAGUCAUCUACCUUUAAAGGCAGUCAGUGUUAAUGUG
Cynoglossus semilaevis (tongue sole) is the source of this 2981-nucleotide messenger RNA. It is a transcript of the gene endou2, whose product is annotated as endonuclease, polyU-specific 2. Bases 760 to 1611 code for a protein of 283 amino acids. The transcript is spliced from 8 exons. The record is from RefSeq and is a predicted model, not a curated record. Gene Ontology annotation, molecular function: RNA endonuclease activity. NCBI's taxonomy places the organism in Eukaryota, Metazoa, Chordata, Actinopteri, Pleuronectiformes, Cynoglossidae.